Messenger RNA from Paralichthys olivaceus (Japanese flounder), 8071 nucleotides. Lineage: Eukaryota; Metazoa; Chordata; Actinopteri; Pleuronectiformes; Paralichthyidae. The record is from RefSeq and is a predicted model, not a curated record.
GAAAUUAAACUGGUAAAGUGUUUACACUUAAGAAGACCUGGGACCCUACGACUGGACUGCACCAAAAAGUAUUUCACUGCCCCUGGUGCUUAGAGUAUUUUAAAAUACUUCUUUACAAUUUUUUGGUUUUAUAUUUUUGUGUAUUUUUAAAUUUAUUCUUGCACAAAUUCACCACAGCAACUUCCUUCAAUGUUGUAAAACUGCUUAGCGAUAAAACCUCAUUCUGAUUUUGCGACGUAUUAAAGUGUUUUUUAUAUUUUUACGUGUCAGCUUCUUUUAAAAUGAAAUGUAACUUAGGAACAAAUAGAGGGAUGCCAUUUUUAAUUUUAUUGAAUUGAUCGCUAAUGUUAAUCAAUGUCGAAUGAACUAAAUUAAGAUUAAAUAAGAUCAUUCUGCUGCUUUUCAUUCAAAAUGUUGUGUUUGUUUUUUUAAUUGUUUUAUCCGGUCGAUUAAAUUUUAAAAAAACACAACGUAUAAAUAAGUAUUACGGUAACGUCAGGUGGGCGUGCCUUGUGUUGGAAUGUACCAUUAAGCCGAAACACACCGGGAGGGAUUUUGUUGUGACAGCGGCGGAGUCACAACCAACCCGGCGGGGGGAGACGGUCAUAACGUAGGUUUUUUUCAUCUUGAAUCAACAAUGGCCUUCAGCAAGGGAUAUCGCAUUUACCACAAGCUGGACCCGCCCCCCUACAGUGUCAUAGUGGAAACAAGGACCAGGGAAGAAUGUCUCAUGUUUGAAUCAGGGGCUGUUGCUGUUCUGUCGGCAGCAGAGAAAGAGGCCAUUAAAAGUACAUAUGCCAAGAUAGUUGACGCCUAUGGAAUCCUGGGCGUCCUCCGCCUAAAUUUGGGGGACUCCAUGCUCCACAGUCUGGUGGUGGUGACAGGAUGUAGCUCUGUGGGGAAGGUGCAGGACUCUGAGGUUUUCAGGGUCACGCAGACAGACUUUAUUUCCCUGAAGAAUGAUCCAGGAGAUGAGGACCGGAUCGCUGAGGUGCGAAAGGUCCUGAACUCAGGACACUUCUACUUCGCUUGGUCUUCCACUGGAGUCAGUAUGGACCUGAGUCUCAAUGCACAUCGCAGGAUCAUAGAAGAUACGACAGAUAACCGCUUCUUUUGGAACCAGUCUCUGCACCUGCACCUGAAACAUUACGGAGUAAACUGUGAUGACUGGCUGUUGAGGCUGAUGUGCGGCGGUGUGGAGAUCAGGACCAUCUACGCAGGUCACAAACAGGCCAAGGCCUGCAUUUUCUCCCGCCUCAGCUCGGAGCGAGCCGGCACGCGAUUUAAUGUCCGAGGAACAAACGACGAUGGACAGGUCGCCAACUUUGUGGAGACUGAACAGGUUAUUUUCCUGGAUGAUAAAGUUUCCUCCUUCAUACAGAUCCGUGGGUCCAUUCCUCUUUUCUGGGAACAGCCAGGAAUCCAGGUUGGCUCUCAUCGUGUCAAACUCUCAAGGGGAUUUGAGGCUAAUGCACCAGCAUUCGAAAGACACUUCAGUGCGCUGCGGAGGUUGUAUGGUAAACAGGUGAUCAUCAACCUGCUUGGGAGUAAGGAAGGAGAGCACAUGCUCAGUAAAGCGUUCCAGAGUCAUCUAAAGGCGUCGGAACAUGCGACAGCAGUGAAGAUGGUGAACUUCGACUACCACCAAAAUGUGAAGGGAGGCAAAGCAGACAAACUUCACAGUAUCCUAAAACCCUAUCUCAACAAAUUUGUAGAAGAGUGCGGGUUCUUCUAUUACGCUGCAGACUCAGGCAUCAGAAGGACUCAGGGUGGGACCAUCAGGACCAACUGCCUGGACUGUCUGGACAGAACUAACAGUGUACAAGCCUUUUUCGCCCUCGAGAUGCUGCCGAAGCAGCUGGAGGAAAUGAGUCUGACGGAGAAACCCCAGCUGGUGGCCCGGUUCCAGGAGGUUUUCCGGACCAUGUGGUCGGUCAAUGGAGAUUCCGUCAGUAAGAUCUAUGCAGGCACCGGUGCUCUGGAUGGCAAGGCCAAGGCUGGGAAGCUGAAAGACGGAGCUCGCUCUGUGACGAGGACCAUCCAGAACAACUUCUUUGACAGUUCGAAGCAAGAGGCGAUCGACAUCCUGAGACUGGGCUCCACACUCAACAGUGAUUUGGCGGAUAAAGCUCGGGCCUUGCUCACCACUUCCAGUCUUUAUGUCACUGAGCCCGUCUUACAAUCAGCCUCCCCAAGAGUAUUGCUGGGAAUGUGUCAGAACUACCAUAAAUACACAAUGCCCAAGCAGAUCCGUGUGUGUGUCGGCACCUGGAAUGUGAACGGGGGUAAACAGUUUCGCAGCAUUGCUUUCCGCAACCAGACACUCAACGACUGGCUGCUGGAUGCUCCAAAGAAGGCAGGGCAUCCUGAGUUCCAGGACAGCAAAGCCAACCCCAUCGAUAUAUUUGCCAUCGGUUUUGAGGAAAUGGUUGAACUGAAUGCUGGCAACAUCGUCAGCGCCAGCACCACGAACCAGAAACUGUGGGCAGCUGAGCUCCAAAAAAACAUCUCACGGGACCACAAAUAUGUUCUACUGGCUUCAGAGCAACUGGUGGGAGUGUGUCUGUUUGUUUUCAUCCGCCCACAGCAUGCACCCUUCAUCAGGGAUGUGGCUGUAGACACUGUAAAAACUGGCAUGGGCGGAGCCACAGGCAAUAAAGGUGGUGUUGCCAUCCGCCUCCUGUUCCACACCACCAGCAUCUGCUUCGUCUGCUCCCACUUCGCUGCUGGCCAAUCACAGGUCAAGGAGAGGAAUGAUGACUACAAUGAGAUCACGCGCAGGCUCAGCUUUCCCAUGGGUCGUCUGCUAUACUCGCACGAUUAUGUGUUCUGGUGUGGAGACUUUAACUAUCGUAUCAGCCUGCCCAACGAGGAAGUAAAAGAACUCAUCAAACAGCAGAACUAUGAAGCCUUGACAGCUGGAGACCAGUUGUUGGAUCAGAAGAAUGCUGGUUUGGUCUUCCGAGGUUUUAUCGAGGGAAAGUUAGAUUUUGCUCCCACCUAUAAGUAUGACCUCUUCUCAGAGGAUUAUGACACUAGCGAGAAGUGCCGCACACCAGCCUGGACUGACCGUAUACUCUGGAAGAGGAGGAAGUGGAACUUUGACAGAACGGCUGAGGAGAUGAAUGUAGUAGGUGCAGCUUCUACGUCUGGGGAGAAUGAGGAGGAUCUAGACAAACCUUGGAGCCCCGGAAUUCUGAAGUACUAUGGCAGGGCUGAGCUUAAGACCUCCGACCACAGGCCUGUGGUGGCAAUAAUGGACGUGGACAUCCUGGAGGUCGACCCAGAUGCUCGGCACCAGGUUUACAAAGAUGUCAUUGCCCUACAGGGGCCACCAGAUGGAACCAUCCUGGUGUCACUCUGCUCCUCCGGCCCUGAGGACUACUUUGGAGAUCCGCUCAUAGACGAGCUGCUGGACCAAUUUGCUCAGUUUGGAGAAGUCAUCCUCAUCAGGUUUGUUGAGGAGAAGAUGUGGGUGACUUUCCUAGAAGGUUAUUCUGCUCUUGCUGCUCUUUCUCUCAGUGCUUCCACUGUCCUUGGCAAAGUGAUUGACAUCCGUCUGAAGAGUCCCGGCUGGAUCAAGAGUCUGGAGGAGGAGAUGAGUGUGGAGAGGAUCUGUGGAAGUAUCCCCACCUCAGCCAGCUCCACUUUGCUCGCUGAGGACACAGACAUGGGAGACGAUGACUACGAUAUGGAGGGUGAUGUGGACGAGGAGGUGGAGGAGAUCCUUCCCCAGCACCUACAGCCUGGAGCAGGCGCCGGCCCUGGAUCCUCGCCUCUGCCCUCCCCCCGCAGCAGCCCCUGUCCCUCCCCGACCCACGGAGAACCAUCUGCUCCCAGCAGACCCAGUCGUGCACUGCAACCCUCCCGACCAUCACAAGCUGAAUUAAGUCCAUCACCAGUGAGGAGACAUAGUUCAGGGCCUCCUGUUGACUUCCAGCCAGGUGCCCCCACAUCUUUAUGCCUGGAGCCCAAGCGUGCACCCCCCCCUCGUCCUAAUGCACCUCCAGCCAGACCAGCACCCCCUCAACGUCCACCACCACCUUCAGGAGGCAUGAGCCCUCUUCCAGUUAGGAAGGACUCUGGAGGACCAAAAAGCCCAGCUCUUUCUCGGCCCGUUGCUGCUGCAGCUCGAGGAGCAGCUCCUGCACCUGGAGGUGCCCCUAGACCGAAUAUCCCUCCUCGAGCCGGGGUGAUCAGUAUUCCCCCACAGUCUCGCCCACCACAUCCUUCUCACCCAGGAGCACCCAGACCUAUUCCAGAAAUGCAUCCCGGGGCCCCUCGACCCAUCCCGGACACCCAUCCUGGAGCCCCUCGACCUGUGGCCAGUGCCCUGGAGAAACCGACUGACCUGCCUUUGGGCCCUCCACCCUUAGGACCCCCCCCUGCAGUGAGACCCCAGGCUCCAUCACAAAUGCAGCCCCAUCCUGCCGCGCCCUCAGUUCAGUCUCAGCUCCCACCACCGAUCCAGCCCACACUUCCAGCUCCGCUCCAGCCGCAGCAGGCUGCAGCUCCAAAAGCAGGACCCCCUCCUUCUGCUGCUGCCGCCGCCCCUGCUGGGCCUCCGCAGGGUCUAGCCUCUCCCAAACCCCCACCACGUUCCCGCUCCUCUCAUGCUCUGCCGCCUGAUGCCGCCAAGCCUGAGACUGCCCCAGCUGCACAGACCAAUGGACUGAAUGGACUCCAAAACGAAGCACAAUGGAAGCCUGACCCCUUCAACACACUCUCCUCGUCCUCCUGGCACACCACCCAGUCCCUGACCAGGGGCUCCUCUCUGCGUGCUCCCCCCUCUGUUCCUCCAUCUUCAUUUUCCUCCAACACUCUCCCAUCAUCCUUCUCCCUGCAGCCCUCUGCUCUGUCAGACCUGCAAGCACUCGAUUCAUCCUCCUCUUCCUCGCUCUCCACCCCAUCGCCACUUGCCUCCACCUUGCUCCUGCCUCCUCCGGUCCCGUCUCGCAGUCGCUCGCAGGAAACGUUACGUGCCUCCCCCGGCCCCUUCCCAGCUGAGCCGCUACCUGCCCGACCCAGCAGCACCAAUCCCUUCACAGGACCGCUCGCACAGCAUCGCUCGCUCACCCCGGACUUCAGCAUCCAGCGUCCAGCCCCGACAUCAAACCCUCAGAGGACCAUGCCUGCUCUCACUCAGCCACUCAUUCCCACCCGUGCUCCAACAACUGUUCCUGCAGCUGCCCCUGCCUCCCAGCCCCAGAGGACAAUGUCCCUUUUUGCACCUUCAUCCAUGUUCAAUCCUGCACCUGCUCCCCUGGCUCCCUUCACCCUGGACCCAUCUCCUGCUCCUGCCUUGCCUCUGGCACCACCUUCCUCCAUCCCACCUUCCAUUGCACCCCACGGCCAACCUCCUCCACCGGGAGGCAAACCAACCAAGCAGUGGGUCACUUUCGAUGAUGAUUUGGAUUUCUCAACUACGACAAAAACACCACCCAUCCCCGUCUUCCCUUCCGAUUCCCUUCUGCCCCAAACUCAGACUCAGCCUCCUCGGUCUGUGUUCGACUUGGAGCCCGACUGGUUAUCAACGGGCCCUUCGGCAUUCCCGACCCUCCCUCCUCCUAUCCCUACUGCAACUGCUAACCCUAAACUCCCAGAGGCUCCCAGUGACAGCUGCUUCUUCGCCAGGGAGUCGACAGAAAGAUAGAAUCACCCUUAAUAUGUAAAGGGCAUGUCCAGAUAUGUAUAGAUCUAUGACAAAAUGUGUAUAUGUUUGUGUGUAUGUACAAAAGAGACAGUAUUUAAGUAGUACAGACCAUUCCCCUUCUAAAUGACAGGAAAGGAUUUAUAUCUCGAGCAGUAACAUGAGACGCAUGUUCUAACGUUACCACAGAGAUAUUUGCUUGUUCCCUAAUAUUAACAUUUAUUUUAAUAUGAAUCGUUCUUAUGUUUAUUUUUAUUCAUGGCGGCAGACGUGCCAGUGUCUACAGUAUACAGUUAAACAAAGUAUAUCUAUACACACAAAUCAUUUGUGUAAGCACCUGUGCAAUAUCAAGACACGUCUCUGGCCAUAAAGCACGCCGCUUCCGCCUGCGAGUUUUCACCUGGAUCAACGUUGCGUCCGUAUUUGCGAACACGCUGCGGUUUAUAUCCCUCAUCUUUGACUGAUCUGUGCAUCGGAGGAGAUGAUAAUGUAGAUGUGCUGCUGUACGCAGCAGCUAGACAGCUUUGACUUACACAGAAAUACUUGUAAAUUUAUGUUUUUUGAGGGGGGCAAGUUAUAAGUCAUAUUGUGUGCUUGCUUUUUUCAUGAAUGUACUUUAUGUUGUACUGGGUUUUGUCAUUGCCUCCUCGCUGAUGCCACAGCGGAGGCAUGACUCAGCAGGACUGACGCUCUGUAAUAUCUCACCCACCAUAUAGUAAGACUCAUUCUCUCUCUACUCAGUCACCGCUCUACCUAUAGGCCGUUACGCUUAGCAGAAUAUAUUUUGUAGCUCUAUUUCAAACACCUAUACAUAGUUGUUAUGUAUAAAUUUAUGUUUUCAAUAUGGAAACUACUCGCUAAUCGUGCGUGUGUGUGUUUGUAAUAACAGUAUCAGUGGUUUGCACAAUGUAACUGAUAUGCACUGAUAUGCUGUAUGUGCACUAUGACGACCAAGACAAAGGUGAGAGCCUGAACAGAUGAGAGGGCUUUUUUCCUCAUUUCCACUUCCUCCUUGAUUUAUCCAAAGCAUCAAACCGUGCUAUUGUCGAUUCAGAGAACGGGGCUCGUACGUGCGGCUGUUUGUGUGUAUGCUUGGUACGAAGAUUUGAGUCUGUGAGCGUGGCGUGGGACUCGUCACGCGUAAUAAUAAGAGGGCACAUUUACCAAGCUUUUAAUUUCCGAAAAACAUUUACUCUAAAUACUCUAUUGUUGAUACUGUGGUGAGAAGUGACGUGUCGUGUUUGAGGUGCAUAUCGUCCGUUAAUGUGUUUGACAGUGUUUAUGUUUGGAUGUAAGUGUGUGUACAGGGUUAACCGUGGAACACCAGAGCUUUAACCCUCAGAGGUCUCUGCUUGUAUAAGAGCACUGUGUAUUUGCUUACAGGUUGAGAACUAACAGCCACUGUAUUAACUCACUCGUGGCUGUAAUUGUAUUCCUGCUCUCCAGUCUGCUGACAAUAAGCACCGCUGUAUGCGAACUAGCAAACAAUACACAGAGGACUUUACUCCCCUGUCAGAGCACCCGCCACCUGAGUGAGAAUUCCAGCACUGAUGGAAGACCAUAAGUUCACUGCGAAUACAGUCUCUUGAAAACUACACUGUACGCUUAGACCCUGAAUGCAUCGCCAGGGAACAUUUUCCAGUCGGAUGUUUGUUGUGGUGCUCCCUGGUCGCCGUGCGGCACACAUUCCAGACGGGAGUGUGAUUCGAGUGUUGGGUGUCAAAUUCCUCCACAUGUGAUAUCCAACCGAUAGCUGUUCCCUCUGGUUUGAGAGCCUCACCGAUUCCUUAACCAUUCUUAAGGUGUGCGUGCGUGUGUGUGUGGUGUUGUCAGAGGUGACGUGUCAGUGAUUCUUUGUUCACCUACUUCACUCGGUUGACAACGAUGACAAGCAAUAGUUUAAAAAAAAGGGAUCAGUGAGAGAACAGUCCUCCCUCACGUGACACAUCAGCUGAUGAAGACAUAUCAGAUGUGUUUUCUCUUCUCAAAUCUUCAGAAGUUAUGUCAUGAAAAGCAUUUCAAUGGUUCACUGAGGAUAAAUCAUGCAAAGCAAGAAAGAACCAGCUGAAUACUGCUUAUCGCGCUCUGUCUAAACACAUGAAUAUGAGUAGAAACUAUAUCUGCAUUAACAGUAGAUGACUAGCCAGUGCUUUUGUGUCAUGUCAUGUUCCGAGAGGAAAUUUUAUAGGAAACAAUUUGCUCCUUUUUGUGAGGUCGGUGUCCCUUUUUAUGGCUAUAACCCCAUAGUAUAUACGAGUCUGUGUUGUUCUUCAUAUUCUGUGCGUAUUAAAGACAAAACAUGACGCUGCGACUCAUGUCAGUAUCCCGACGUUCCAUAUUUUAAGUGCACAGCUGAUUGCACAUUUAUGUAUGAAGCCGUUUAUGUUGUAUGUAUGCAAAAAUAAAUGUAUGUUGACCUGA